Molecule: messenger RNA, 804 nt
Organism: Alternaria novae-zelandiae
Lineage: Eukaryota; Fungi; Ascomycota; Dothideomycetes; Pleosporales; Pleosporaceae
Exons: 3
Coding region: 1-804 (267 amino acids)
Source: RefSeq, a predicted model, not a curated record
AUGACAAUCGCGACAGCAUUGCCUCGACAACGACGCAGAGCCUGCGACAUGACGGCUGUUCAGGAUUACCAGUACCAACCACUCGCGAACGAUGGCAACACGCGUUUCAUACAGCUGUACCCAGCGGCGCACUUCGAAGAUCCUAUACGCGUGGACAUCGUCGAACGGGCUUAUGAUGCCUCCAAAACCCAAGACCCAGCCAGCUACGAGGCUUUAUCGUAUGCUUGGGGCUCAGAUGAAGAUUCGGCGUACAUCUUCGUUGGGGCGAACUCUCGCUUGCGUGUCCGUCACAAUGUUAUCCAGAUCCUGAGGUACCUGAGGGACGGUAUUACCCCAGGAUGUACUGCCCGAACCCUGUGGAUUGACGCUAUAUGCAUCAACCAAGCGGACGACGAGGAGAAAGGAAAGCAAGUCACUAUGAUGGGGAAUAUCUACGCAUGUGCUACGAGUGUGCUGAUCUGGACUGGAGAACCUGGAUGCGAUCUGCAAGCGCUACAGCGCAGCUUUGAGGGCCAAGAGAAAGAGAAAACGCUUCUAUGGAUAUGGACACCGGCGAACAAUGAGAUACUUCGCUUGAUGCAGUUCUUCGCGACCGGAUGGUUUACGAGGCGCUGGGUAGUCCAAGAGAUUAUGCAUGCCCGCGAAGCCUACAUCAUUACCGGUAGUGACACAAUGCAGUGGCAGCAAUUCCGUGUCUUUGUCAAACAUCUGGAAUCUAUGUUUUCCUACGAAGUAUUGACACCACAUGUUACGGCAAUCCUGCAGCACUUGAGCAAUCUCACUGCACUCAAGCCGAAAAUAUGA